CUCCCUCCAUACUCCUCCUCAUCAGCAGCUACUGCAGCAGCAGUGCCUCCCGCAUCCAUGAAGAAAGCCCCUCAGCACGGCAGCGCCUCCGCCGCGAUGGGCCGCGAGCUAUUUACUGCGUUGUUGUGUUGAUAUUGAGAUAUUCCAGUUAUCAAAUAUGAAUCAUGCAUUUGAUAUUUCUGGCCACUUUGCUCGUCAGCAUCCUCUCGCCUUGGCUUCAUCCAUCACUAGCGUCAUCCGUUUCUCAAGGAGUCGAGGACAAGGUUGAGAGGGACGCAGUGCCGGCUCUGCUGAAGCAACAGGCAACUGCAGCACCUGCUCCAGACAACAGAACACAGCAUGCGGUAGAGCAUGUGAUCACCUACCCCUCACGGUUGAUCUACUACCUGAAUGAGGACUCGGAGAGUACCUACCAUGACCUGGACACUCGCACCAAGACACAAGGCUCAGAAGGCCAGGCAGUCCAUCUCGCCCAGGCUAGUUUCCAGUUAGAGGCAUUUGGAACAAGAUUUGUUCUGGAUCUAACACUGAACAAUGACUUGCUGUCGUCAGAUUACGUCGAGAUCCACUUUGAGGGGGGGAAACCUGUCAUGUCAAAGGGAGGUGAGCACUGUUACUACCACGGCCAGGUGAGAGGGAAUGAAAACUCCCACGUGGCCUUAUCUACCUGCAACGGGCUGCACGGGAUGUUUGAUGAUGGAGUCUACAUGUACCUAAUUGAGCCUUUACAACAGGCUCAUUCAAUCGAUACAGCUGCAAGGCCUCACAAACUCAGGAGAGCAGCCUCCCUUAACUGGAGUGAUGAUUCAGAGGAACAGGCAGCUGGGGAGGAGCAGCUCUUCUCCGAGCUCGAUGACUUGUCCUGGCUGAGGCGCAGGAAAAAGCGAGCAAUGCCUCGGAGUGUAUUUGAGGAGAUGAAGUACUUGGAGGUCAUGAUUGUCAGCGACCACAGUAUGUAUAAAAGACACAGGCACAAGCAGCACACCAGGAAUUUUGCCAAGUCAGUGGUGAAUAUUGUGGAUGCUAUCUUCAAAGAGCAGUUACAUACACGGGUGGUGCUCGUUGCUGUGGAGAUCUGGACUGACAAGGAUCAGAUCCCUAUCAGUGUGAAGCCACUGGAAAUGCUGCGGGAUUUCUCCAAGUACCGACAACAGAGCAUCAAGCAACACGCUGAUGCUGUGCACCUCAUCUCAAAUGUGACCUUUCACUACCGCAGAAGCAGUGCUGCAUACUUUGCAGGCAUGUGUUCUUUGAGCCGUGGAGUCGGGGUCAAUGAGUAUGGCACCACCUUGUCCAUGGCAGGCUCUCUGUCCCAGAGUUUGGCUCAGAACCUGGGCAUCCAGUGGGACCCGGCGUCCAAGAGAAAGGAAUGUGGUUGUGCUGACUCGUGGACCGGCUGCAUCAUGGAGGACACUGGGGUCCAACAUCCACGCAGAUUCUCCAAAUGCAGCAUCACAGACUAUAAGGAGUUCCUCCGAAAAGGCGGAGGCUCGUGUCUGUUUAACAGGCCAACCAAGCUGUUUGAGGCAACAGAAUGUGGUAAUGGAUUUGUUGAGGUGGGAGAGGAGUGUGACUGUGGAGCAAGAUCAGACUGCUACAAGGAUUGUUGCAAGAAAUGUUCCCUCGCCAACGGGGCGCACUGUAGUGAUGGCCCGUGCUGCAAUAACACAUGUCUGUUUUAUCCACGAGGUUACAGUUGCCGCUACGCUGUGAAUGACUGCGAUAUCUCAGAGACGUGCUCUGGGGACUCUGGACAGUGCCCUCCCAACCUUCAUAAACAAGACGGUUACCUCUGCCAGGUCAACCAGGGCCGCUGCUACAGCGGAGAGUGCAAAACCAGAGAGAACCAGUGUAAAUACAUCUGGGGACAAAAAUCUGGAGGAUCAGAAAAAUUCUGCUAUGAAAAGCUGAACACAGAGGGAACAGAGAAGGGAAACUGUGGGAAGGACGGAGACAAAUGGAUUCAGUGUAGCAAACAUGACGUAUUCUGUGGUUACCUUUUGUGUACCAACAUUGGCCGCAACCCACAGAUAGGAGUAAUAAAAGGAGAAAUUACCCCAGCUUCCUUCAACCAUCAAGGCAGGCUGGUAGACUGCAGUGGGGGCCAUGUCCUUUUGGAUGAUGAGACUGAUUUAGGCUACGUGGAGGAUGGGACUCCCUGUGGGCCGUCAAUGAUGUGCCUUGACCGCAAGUGUCUGCCCAUUCAGUCACUAAACAUGAGCACCUGCCCCACUGGACCUAAUGGACAGGUGUGCUCUGCCCAUGGGGUGUGCAACAAUGAAGCCACAUGCACCUGUGACACCACCUGGGCCGGGACAGACUGUAGCAUGGCUGACCCGCCUAAAGAGCCCAAGCCCACUGUGGAAGGACCCAAGGGUCCUAGUGCCACCAAUCUAAUAAUAGGCUCCAUCGCCGGAGCCAUCCUUGUGGCUGCCAUAGUGCUGGGGGGGACUGGAUGGGGCUUUAAAAAUGUGAAGAAACGGCGAUACGACCCCAACGCCACAGCCAUUUAACCCAAGAAGAGAUGGCAAUCACAGAUGGACUUCUCCAAGGCUUUCUUAGUUGGCUACCUGACAGCUGGACUGCACUUAUUGCUGCUGAUCUUUGGCAUUAGAUUUACUUGAAAUUGACAUAGUGGACAUUUUAAUAAAUUCCCAUUGUAGUAACAUUAGAAAGCAGCCUUUUAAAACUCCACCACACCCAUAUAACAAACCCACAACCCCCACCUCUGAUCUCUAGGUUGACAGAGCUCCUCUUCCAUCCUUUAGUGCCAGUGCGGAGGCGUUCAGGCGGAAUUCACACCACUUUUUCAACUGGCAUGACAUCCGCACACAGCGUGCUGCUUGCUGGCCCCUCCCCCGGCAUGAAGAGCCCCCUCAGCAGGGCUCUGCAUGGCUAUGAAAGCUAUGAAUUCACUGCAAAAAAAAAAAAAACAAAGGUUAAAAAAAAUCUUAUGCAGGAGAUAGCCUUGUUAAAAACCAAACCCAAUGGAAAGUUGGUUAAAGCUCCUAUAGUUCACUUUAAGGUGCUGUAUAUGAUAAAGGGGGCUGCAUGUGAGGACUUUUAAGGGCAGUGCAUUUCACAUAGUGAAUGCAAUCACAGACACACACAAUGUACAUAAAUAAGGAGAUCAGGUUUUGAACUAACUGCAUAUUUUACAAGGACAUCCAAUGCUUUUGUUUUUUUUUAUCUCAGCAUGUUGUAUAGCGGGUGUUUUUGGCAAUGUUAUUAAAAAAUGCAAUUAGGAUUCAGGCCAAAAUAUGAGCUGCACGCUGCACUCGGCCUUCUGCCGUCGUCUGGGUGGAGGCUCUGGUGUCGAGGAGAAGCAUGUCAGGUCUAGAAGAAUCAGACUGAUAUCAUGUCGGAUCAAAGUCGCAAGAGUUCCUCCCCCUAUCCUGAAGUAUCUUCAACAGUGACUCAAAAGCCAAAGAACCAAUCACCUGAACAUAUGGAUGUUGUUGCACACAGAGCACUUUCCCCCUCUGUCUGCAGCCAGUGGUGCCUCUCCUACUGCUGAGGGCAUGAAGUCUGUCUAUGCAGGCGCUCACCUGUCCAGCCAGGUCUCACGUAACAGUCCUCAUCAACACCCACUAUACUGGCUUUACCUUUUUGCUCUCAUAAACUCUUAGCAGAUACCAAGUUCAGCUCUACUGGAAACGCUGCAUGCAAUCACUAUAGUGGGCUUAUAAUUCUAUAUGGGAGUCCCCGAAAUCCGCAAGAAAAUAUGCUACAAAAGAUAGGUGCAUGUCAACAACAGAAACAUUUAACUUUUAUUUACUAUGCAAAGAGAGAAAUUGCACAAAAGUAUGGAUAAUAACAAUAUCAAUGUAGACAUGGAAUUGCAGAAUCCUCUGCUAAUCAGCUAAUCUUUUGUAUUUGGCCACUCCCACGUCUCGUUUCACUUUGCUUAAAUGUACUCAAACUGUCAGUGGACAAAUACAAUACAAGAAAAGAACUGAAUUAAUAUUUCCAAUGAAAAAGCGAGAGAGCACCCUUUUACAUCUGUGGAACUGAAAAUCAUUUUUGUGUGUUUUUCAUCUGAUCUGAUAUUUUUAAUCACACACAGGAACAAACAUGUACACUAACACACUGUAUGGUGCCUGUGCGUAUCGAAGACUGAGGUUUCCUUGUGCAGGGCUUUUCUUCGUAGUCCAGCUGAUAGUUGGUGUGUUCCAGGUGCUGCCAUAGCACUGGCAUCGUUGUAAUAACUCCAUGUAACUCAUUGUCUGGUGUCCCUCUCUCACUGCAUCAUGUACAGUUGAACUGAUGAAUAAACUACUGACAAAUUUUA
Messenger RNA from Cheilinus undulatus (humphead wrasse), 4291 nucleotides. It is a transcript of the gene adam23b, whose product is annotated as disintegrin and metalloproteinase domain-containing protein 23. Lineage: Eukaryota; Metazoa; Chordata; Actinopteri; Labriformes; Labridae. Gene Ontology annotation, molecular function: metalloendopeptidase activity. Gene Ontology annotation, cellular component: presynaptic membrane. Bases 165 to 2513 code for a protein of 782 amino acids. The transcript is spliced from 26 exons. The record is from RefSeq and is a predicted model, not a curated record. Gene Ontology annotation, biological process: proteolysis.